This is a messenger RNA of Carassius gibelio (silver crucian carp), 1011 nucleotides long. RefSeq names its product zinc finger C2HC domain-containing protein 1A-like. NCBI's taxonomy places the organism in Eukaryota, Metazoa, Chordata, Actinopteri, Cypriniformes, Cyprinidae. The record is from RefSeq and is a predicted model, not a curated record. Bases 1 to 1011 code for a protein of 336 amino acids. The transcript is spliced from 11 exons.
AUGGCUUUUAAGGAAGAAACUCAUACAAGUGUUGAACAAAUUAAGGAAUCUCCUCCUGUUUCUGAAGACCUGCUGCCCUGCAAAAUAUGUCUAAGACAUUUUUUUUCAAGGGUUCUUAAAAAGCAUGUGCCAAUCUGCCAGAAGACAGCAGCAAAGAAAAGGAGGGUGUUUGACUCCAGCAGGCAAAGGGCAGAGGGGACCGAUAUUUCAACAGUCAAACCCAUAAAACCAAAGUUGCAGAGUUCUUCCAUCAGCUCUAAUAAACCUGAACCACCGAAGAAACAGUCCAAUUGGCGCCGAAAGCAUGAAGAAUUCAUUGCCACCAUCCGCGCUGCUAAAGGUUUAAAUCAGGUCAUGAAAGAUGGUGGACCCCUUCCUCCACCCCCUCCACCAUCUUAUGAUCCAGAUUAUAUCCAGUGUCCCUUUUGCCAGCGACGCUUCAUUGAGAAUGCAGCAGAUCGCCACAUUAAGUUCUGUAAAGAGCAAGCGUCUAGAAUCUCCAACAAGGCCAAGUUUCCUGGAAGUGAUAAAGCAAAACCGCCAACCAGGACUCAGUAUAAACGUCCUCCACCAAAAGUGGCAAACUUUCCCACUGUAUCCACAGUGUCUUCUCGUCUACCUCAGCGCUCAGCCUAUGGGCAGAGUGCUGGCACAGGUAUUCCUAGCACCAAAACCUCAUUCACUGGCUCAGUGAGGAGCAUAUCAUCAGGCUACUCUCCAUUACGCAACACCUCCUCUGUCUUGACCAGCCCUCCCUCUGAAGGGAACAUGAAACCCAAAGGCAUGGUUUCAGAAAGCUUGCUGAGAAACCCACCUUCUGGUAGAGGGAUGAACAAGAAGAAGGUCCAAAAUGCAGACAACUGUAUUUCAAGGUAUGAAGGUGCAAGUACUGGAAUGAUAUUAACUUUUUCCACACCUGGCACCAAGUUUUGCCAUGAGUGUGGGACCAAGUACCCUGUGAACUGGGCCAAGUUCUGCUGCGAGUGCGGAGUGAAACAAAUAUGCAUUUAA